Molecule: messenger RNA, 1606 nt
Organism: Ciona intestinalis (vase tunicate)
Lineage: Eukaryota; Metazoa; Chordata; Ascidiacea; Phlebobranchia; Cionidae
Source: RefSeq
AAACAUUAAAGUAUCGACUUUCAGAGUUCCUCAGUCUAAAGUUUCCACAUUUUGGCGUCGUUUUGGUUCGAUAUCACGCGACCUUGGUAUUACGCAACAAACACGUGUGUGAUGUCAGAUUGCAGCAAUUAUGAUGUCAUAAUCACGGUUUGUUAUGCGGGGAUUCCCAACAUUUGGUUAUUACGUAACAAUGGAAGUACGGGGGUACAUUGUUUGUCGUUUAUCCUUGUCACAACUGGAGAUUAUGACGUAAUGAUGACGUCACAAGGAGGAAUCGUGAUCAACAAUGGAACAGAGUGUUGACGUCACAGAAGAAUUCUCAUUCAUAGAUGCAGCGACGAGACGACCCCUCCCCACCCCCAAAAAAGCCCCACAGAACCCCAGAGGCGGAAUCAACCUCACAUGGAAACGACUUAGCGUUGCCCAGCCAUGUCAGUCAAAUCAAACACGGACAAGUUUCUGGAGGAUCCAUUUCGUAUCGUUGCGCGGGAAAUCGUCCUGGUCAGUGCGGACCUUAUAACAGAAAACAGAGAAAUCACAACAAAAUAGAAAAGAGAAAAAGGCGAGCUUGUAAAAAGAGAGAAAACAAAUGUAAAAGGAAUAAAAUCCGGAAGUGCCAUCGAUCACGGAAGUGUCGGUCACACGCAGUGAAGAGAUGUCGAAGAUUGAAGCGAAGGUGUAUGAAUAACCGGCCGUUGGUGGAGAACCCACCGCCCAAGAACCCAAACGACAAGCCAGCAUCUACACCUACUAUAAUACCUAAACGCGAAAAAGAGAAGUGCAACAACACAUACGAAUGCGCCGAUGGUUUCUGUUGCGCACAACAUGGUUUAGUUAAGAGAUGCAAACCCUUUCUUAGGAUUGGACACAUAUGUCCUCGUCCAAGACAGCACCAUAAACGUAGCCCUGACUCCUACGAACGUUGCGACUGCGAAGCUGGGCUGGCAUGUCUUGCUUCAACAAACCGCCAUCACAAGUGCCAACGUACGUCAUUGAUAACGUGACGUUACUAUUGAUUACGUCACUGUGACGUCAAGUUGCUUCGGGGUGUACAGGGGGGCGGGUCGAUGACGUAGUAGUCAAGACAUUGUUACAGAAUACUGGCCAUUGUAAUUGUAAAGCAACAAUACCUGAAAACUUAAAACGCUCGAAAUUGCGCGAAGGUGGAAAUCGCCCGAUAACCGACCAGCCUUGAAAUUACUCCGCGGUUCAAAUUUGCUCCAAUGCUAAUGCGAUUGCGUGGUCUCGGCUUCGGCCAAAAGGUCUUCAUUAUACGCUUGUGUUGGUUAAAGCAGCUGAAGGUAUUUGCAAAACAACCCAAAAUGCCGAUGCUAAAACACAUAUGCCGCAAAAUGAAAGCGGACACGCGAUUUUUGCUCUUUUCGCUCAUUUUCUGUCAAACAUGAUGAAUAUGUGUCAAUGGUUCAUGCGUCACCACAAUAAACAACAAUUACAAGUAAAAACCCCAUUUUCAACCACCCACCCGCUAAAAUUUUGUGAAAAUUUUACUUUUUUCGCUGCUCUUUUAAUAACCAUGAAAUAACUUUGUAUUUUCUUGUUUUCUUUUAAUUUUCGUUCCCCUAUUCAAUACAAGUUCGUUCUGGAA